Achroia grisella is the source of this 2072-nucleotide messenger RNA. RefSeq lists its product as uncharacterized. Gene Ontology annotation, molecular function: ubiquitin binding. Bases 195 to 1739 code for a protein of 514 amino acids. The transcript is spliced from 11 exons. Lineage: Eukaryota; Metazoa; Arthropoda; Insecta; Lepidoptera; Pyralidae. The record is from RefSeq and is a predicted model, not a curated record.
UUCACUUACGACAUGUACGAAAUUGCCAAACAAAAUAGGAGGGAAAUAUCAAAAGAAACUAUAUUUUUUCAUACAUUAACGAGAUAUUAAAAAUGCCUUCAAUUAUGAACUAGAUAAGAAAAUGUGAGAUUUUCAGUGUAUAUAUAUUAUUGUUAAUCUUUCUGCUACUAAAUUUUUCACAUAAUUAUAAUAAAAUGGAAGAAUUACGAUCAAAACAUAAGUCUAUACAGACUGCUGCUCAUCAUAUCGCGCUGGAAUGUAUACACCCCCAGUCAGCUCACGGCUCCCCAUACCACGUGCACCCGUACCCCUCCCCAGUACGCCUGCAGCAUGCGUUCCAGGCUCACAACAGCCCAAAGAUGUUUCACCCGAAGGGGCUUAAACCACACUUUGAUCCUCGAGGCACGCCAAACGAGAGCCCAAUCCUGGGCAGGGCACUAUGCCUCACGCCUCGAGGCAGUCCAGUACCCGGCCGGGUGUCCCAUCUCAACGAGAAGUUUCAGGAUUCACUAACGCUCACAUCCGACACGGAUGCUCUCGUUGCCAAAAUCAGUGCUAUGUUUCCGACUGUUAGUGAGACACAUAUCAAAAUAUUGUUGAAAAAAUACUACAAUCGGGAAGCGGUAGUCAUAAGCGCGCUACAAGUGGAGAAACACCCAAUAACAACCCCGGGGCCCCUGACAAUGUCACCUUCUGCUGUAAGACUACAGAAGAGCGCUGUCGGCGUGUACUCGGCGCUGCAACUCGCUAAAGGUGUCGCCGGUUCUAUGCAGGGCUCCAGUCACUUCACACCGCUGAGCGGCACGCCGCAUGGAUCACCUUCACUUCUUCGGCCUGCGUCGGGCGCUUCCAGUUACUACGGCACUAAUAGAUCCACCGAUGGUCAAGUUAAACAUCAGUCACCUAAAAUGAAACUUAAAUACCUAAAGAGUAUAUUUCCUAAAGCAGAAGAAACAUUGAUCCUGGAUGUGUUAGCGAAUAAAGAUAACAACGUCCAGAAAGCGAGCGAGGAGCUGAUUUCGAUGGGAUUCCCCAAGAAAGAGACGAUCAUAAUCAAGGAAAAGAAAGAAAAAGAAACUCCUCAGCCUCCAAAGAAGGUAGUCACUAUAAUGAAGACUAUCGAAGAGAAGAAUGAACUUAAACAAAAGCUGCUGAAGAAAUACGACAGCAUUGCGGAGCGAGUGAUAUCAAUAGCUCUGGAUAGCGUGGACUACAACGAGGAGAGAGCAGAGCAGAUCCUCAGCGCUGUGCUCCAGGAAGAGGAGGCACCGAAGGUCUCAAAGAUGGUAGAAGUCAAGGAUUCGAGAAGGCCUUCCCAGGUCGACAUCAAGAAGGGUGUGUGCGCCAGUGAAGACCCGCGAGACCCGAGCCCCCUGCCCGUCGCCCCCGCAGCGCGCCGCAUCAAGACUUGGACAGAGCAUUUGAAGCCGAUCCUGAAAUCCAGUAGCAGUACGGAAUCGAAACAUAAAUCGCAGUACAGCGUCCCGAAAAAUGGACCGAAUCCUACGCUUCGACAAGGCCCUAAGGACAGUCUACUAUUGUUGGACUAUAUUACAUGGAAUGGUCCCAACCCUGAUCUCAGGACGGGCCAGUCUGUCAAGCCAGAGGGUCCAGACUCUCGAGAUCGGCCUGUCACCCUUGCUCGAGGACCGACCGGCCUUGCGAAGGGACCUGCUGGGAUUGCCAAAGGGUCCAUUUAUCAGAAACUUAACAAGAAAUCAGCUAAAAUCGUAGCCUGAGAUGUGAGGAGUAGUAGUAUUAAGUUCACCGUCAUCCAGUAAGUUUUGAAUAUAAUUAAAAUAGACAAAGCAGAAUACUUGAACUUAAUUUGGAUUUACUACCAGCUUUAGAACGUUGUAUUACUUUAUUUUAAGAGAACAAAACACAUUGUAACUUCAAUAUUAACUUCAAAACAUUAUUACUAAAGUUUAUAAUUUACCUAAACAUACACAUAAUCUAAACAUUAACGACACAAUAUAGGAAAUAAAAAUUAUAGUGAAAUCGAUAAUCUUUUCCUAUUUCAGGUUACUUUAUAUUCCUAUUUAUCUUAAAUUAAAAAAAAAUCUUUAUAU